CGCGGUGUGGGAAGGCCGGCGUGCGGGCCGCGAGGGGUGUGCGCGCGUGAGUCGGAGCGGGGCUCGCCCCUCGCCGGCGCCUGCCGCUCCACGGCUGCCGAUCGCUCUCCAGCGGUCCCCGGCCCCCUUCGGGCCCCUCGGUUCCCUACGGCCGUCAGUCCGGGCGGGGGAGGGAGAAAGUGAGACUCAGUGUCAUCACCAUCCAUUGUCAGAACAGGAGGAAAUUGGAAUCCAGCAGCGGCGAGCAGCAGCUGGGCGGUCACAUCUGGGAAUGCAAAGCCGACCUCCCCCUCCUCCUCCUCCUCCUCCUCCUCCACCUCCUCCUCCUCCUCUCUCACCCGGGAUCACUUCCGAAACCACUUCGCCUUCAGCCCCUGCCUCGGCCAGAGGGAUUUAUUUAAUGGGGAUGUGUUCAAGGCAAGAGAGAAUUCAGAAGGAUAUCGACGUCGUGAUCCAGAAGUCCAGAGCAGAGAAAGACUGCCUGUUUGCAGAUUUCAGAUAUUCAGACUCCACCUUUACUUUCACCUACGUUGGCGGCCCCAAAAGUGUAUCCUACUCAGUACACGUUUCAGAAGACUAUCCAGACAAUACAUAUGUGUCAAGUUCAGAAAAUGAUGAGGAUGUCCUAGUCACCACGGACCCGAUUCUCAUUUUCCAUAGAAUUGCAACAGAAUUAAGAAAAACAAAUGAUAUUAACUGCUGUUUGUCCAUAAGAUCUAAAUUACAAAAGGAAAAUGGGGAGGAGUCAAGGCAGAAUAGUACGGUGGAAGAAGACUCGGAGGGUGACAACGACUCUGAAGAGUUUUACUAUGGAGGACAGGUAAGCGGUGAAUUGACACGGGAACUGCACAAACACCCUCAGCUAGAAGCUGAUCUGUCUGCAGUGAGGGAGCUCUAUGGACCACAUGCAGUUUCUCUCAGGGAAUAUGGAGCUAUCGAUGAUGUAGAUAUUGAUCUGCACAUUGAUGUCAGCUUCCUGGAUGAGGAAAUUGCUGUGGCCUGGGAAGUGAUUCGAACAGAACCUAUUAUUGUCCGAUUACACUGUUCUCUUACACAGUACCUAAAUGGCCCAGUGCCCACGGUUGAUGUCUUUCAGAUUUCGACAAAAGAGCGGUUUGGAUUGGGACAUCAGCUGAAAAAAAUCAUGCAGACAUUUGUUUCUCAGCAGUGGAAACAGAGCAAAGAAAAGUCCAAUUGCCCGCACGGUAAGAAGCUGUCGGAGAAGAAGGUGAAGUCUCCUCUACAUUUGUUUUCUACCCUGCGCAGGUCGCCCAGCUAUCCUCCCCCUGGUUGCGGCAAAAGCAAAUCCAAACUGAAACCCGAACAAGACGGCAUCUCCAAAACACAUAAGCUGCUGCGGAGGACUUGCUCCAGUACCGUCAAAGCUGACGACAUGUGUGCCAAGUCGCACAGGACUUUUGGGCGCUCGCUGUCCAGCGAUCCCAGGGCCGAGCAGGCGAUGUCCACCAUUAAAUCGCACAAACUUUUGGGCCGGCCCUGUUCCGCAGCCAGCAAGCAGGAGGACUGCCUCACACUAAAGUCCCAUAAGUUAUUGACUCGAUCUUGUUCUGGAGACCCACGAUGUGAGCACAACACCAACUUGAAGCCCCACAAACUGCUAAGCAGGUCUUACUCCAGUAAUCUCAGAAUGGAAGAGUUAUAUGGGCUGAAAAACCACAAAUUGCUCAGCAAGUCUUACUCCAGUGCCCCCAAGUCAUCGAAAACAGAGCAUUUCAAGGAACCCAACGCAGAGGGCAGGAGGCUCUCGCUUACCUCAGGGCUUAUCGGUAUUUUAACACCAUCAUCGUCUUCUUCCCAGCCUCCUACAAAUGGUGCAAAAUGCAUUCCAAUCCGAGACCGCGGCUUCCUGGUGCAGACCAUUGAGUUUGCUGAGCAGCGGAUCCCUGUACUGAAUGAAUACUGUGUGGUGUGUGAUGAACCGCACGUGUUUCAAAAUGGCCCCAUGCUUAGGCCCACAGUAUGUGAGCGAGAGCUGUGUGUAUUUGCUUUUCAAACCCUGGGAGUGAUGAAUGAAGCUGCCGAUGAGAUAGCUACUGGAGCUCAGGUGGUAGACCUGCUCGUGUCCAUGUGUAGAUCUGCGCUGGAAUCUCCUAGAAAAGUUGUCAUUUUUGAGCCAUAUCCUUCUGUGGUAGAUCCUAAUGACCCUCAGAUGUUAGCCUUCAACCCCAGGAAGAAGAACUAUGAUCGAGUAAUGAAAGCUCUGGACAGCAUAACUUCCAUCAGAGAAAUGACACAGGCACCUUAUCUGGAAAUCAAGAAGCAGAUGGAUAAACAAGACCCCCUUGCUCAUCCACUUCUGCAAUGGGUCAUCUCCAGUAAUAGGUCACAUAUUGUGAAACUGCCAGUCAACAGGCAACUGAAGUUCAUGCACACUCCACACCAGUUCCUCCUCCUCAGCAGCCCACCAGCCAAAGAGUCCAACUUCAGAGCUGCCAAGAAGCUCUUUGGAAGCACCUUCGCCUUUCAUGGCUCUCACAUUGAAAACUGGCACUCUAUCCUGAGGAAUGGUCUGGUCGUUGCCUCUAACACACGUCUGCAGCUCCACGGUGCGAUGUACGGAAGUGGGAUCUAUCUUAGCCCAAUGUCGAGCAUAUCGUUUGGUUACUCAGGGAUGAACAAGAAGCAGAAGGUAUCAACCAAGGACGAGCCAGCUUCGAGUAGUAAAAGCAGCAAUGCGUCACAGUCUCAGAAAAAAGGACAGCAAUCCCAGUUCCUGCAAAGCCGUAAUUUGAAAUGCAUAGCCUUAUGUGAAGUGAUCACGUCACCUGACCUGCACAAACAUGGCGAGAUAUGGGUUGUCCCGAACACGGAUCAUGUCUGUACACGAUUCUUUUUUGUCUAUGAAGAUGGCCAGGUGGGCGAUGCCAAUAUCAACACACAAGAAGGAGGUAUUCACAAAGAGAUACUCCGAGUGAUUGGGAAUCAGACUGCAACUGGUUAAAGGACCACCACAUCACAGGAUUUGAAAGCCUUCCUCGGGUUCAAAGCUGGAUUUUGAACUGAAGAAGAUGACAAAAAUAAUUUAUUGUUAUUAUAAACAAAAUUAACCCUUUGAAUACUGAUUUUUCUUUUCUUAGUAUUUCUAAAUAUUUCAUUAAAUGCCUAAAAUGGUAUAAGAUUUACCAAUUGUAGGGUAAUGGAAUCCAGUAAAUAAAAAUUGAACAGCACUUAAACCGAAGUUCGGGUUGCAUACACAAUAAACAGAUUGAAAAAACAGUUCUGUGCUGAUAUUUUUAUAUGAAAUUCUCUAAUUGGACAUUUGGUAUUAUAUACUGCUACUUUAGGGUACUGAAAUAGAAUCCAGAUCGUUUUAUAAUGACUUCUAAAUCUACCAGACAGACUGCAUUAAGAACAAUGUCUGCACACUGCGGUGUGCUCAGUCAGGAUGAGUCAUACCAACAUCCGAAGGCCAUAGGAGGGAUAUUCCUACUCUCCUGUCUUAGAAAACAGCAGUUAGGUCCAGAGGCAGUGCCACAUGCCAGAAGGCGUGUAGCACACCCAUCUGUAGAUGUCAUGCUUCAGGAUGUGUGACUGAGCCACGUGCGUGAAUGUUCGUACACGUAUUUUAACAACAGAGGUGGAUAGCCUCUUCAUUCUGUCAUUUAGUGAACAGAAAAUCAUAAUCAAUAAGCAGUAAGUCUGGACAUAAACCAUGAUGUGAGCCAAAUUUACUAUAGUUCAUUCACAUACACAAAAAAUACUUAUACACCCAUUUUCCCCCCAAUAAUUUGAAGAAAUAUUCCACUGGUUGAUAUAACUAAUUUAAAAUGCUAUGUGAAUGUCAACUAGUGGAAAGGUAAUGUCCCUGAUGGCUUAAAUCUGUAUGUAAAUACCUAGUUGAUUUUUAAAAGGGACUACAGAAUUAACAGAGAGUGCACACUUCUUAUUUCUCCCAGUGGAGUUUAUUUGUACCAUAUCUGUAUUUUUAUAUUUUUCAUCUGCUACCUCUGAUUAUUUUUUUUCAUAUUGAGAAAGAAGGUGAACUUUGAAGCUGCUUUUACAUUAAAAGAACACAAGCUCACAGAGAAAACUCACCCCCACUUCAGCGCUUCUUCGUCAAGAGUCAACCCUCAUCCAAUCCUUUGUGUUUCUUUGAUUCUUCAAUUCAUAGGCAUUUCAAGUUUUGACUGACAUUGUUCUUUUGCUACAUGAACAAUGCCUUUGGAAUCAGGCCAUUCAUGAAAGCAUUUUAAUAAGUGAGUCUGCCACUCUGCUUAAUCCCUAAAUCAAGGCUCACAUCUGAUUUUAAUUUAUGUAAACAGAAAAACUACAAACGUGUCAUCAUUUGCAAGUGUGGUGUGAUAACUUGCCUGUUUAUUCCCUUGGCAUAGAAGGUGAGAGACAGGUCAUGCAUAUUGUUGGGGAUUGCAGUUUAGGAAGAUUUUACUGAUCAUUUGUUUUCCUGACACUGUAAAUAAUUGAAAUGCCACCAUUUCCGGAAAAA
Messenger RNA from Rattus rattus (black rat), 4465 nucleotides. RefSeq names its product poly(ADP-ribose) polymerase family member 8 (gene Parp8). Gene Ontology annotation, biological process: endoplasmic reticulum unfolded protein response. Lineage: Eukaryota; Metazoa; Chordata; Mammalia; Rodentia; Muridae. The record is from RefSeq and is a predicted model, not a curated record. Gene Ontology annotation, cellular component: membrane; endoplasmic reticulum tubular network; intracellular anatomical structure. Gene Ontology annotation, molecular function: NAD+ poly-ADP-ribosyltransferase activity; protein serine/threonine kinase activator activity; kinase binding.